AUGAGGAACCUCGUCGUCGCUGUCUUUGCCGCUGGCGCCUCUGCCUGGACCUACGCCCCAAACAUCACCUACUCGGCGGCAAUCUCGAUCAAUGCACUCCAGACAUAUCAGACGAUGAUAGGAGGUGGAUGUUCAGGCGCAUUUGGUAUUGCAUGCCACCAAUUUGGGUCUGUGGGACUGUCUCCGGCCAACCAGGAAAUUGUCACCCAGAUCCUCUUUGACGAGAACAUUGGAGGAUUGUCGAUUGUUCGCAAUGACAUCGGCUCGACUCCAGGCCAUGUCCCUGGCGACGUCGCAUCCAUCCUGCCAGUUUGUCCGCCGACGCCAGAAGGACCGUUCAACUAUGUGUGGGACCGAAAUGACACAUGUCAGCUGCAACUCACACAGACGGCGCUCAAGUACAACCCCAACGUCUAUGUAUAUGCCGAUGCAUGGUCAGCUCCUGGAUGUAUGAAGACGGUUGGCACCGAGGACGAAGGCGGUCUCAUCUGCGGUGUUAGAGGCAGCACCAACUGCAGCGGCGAUUGGAGACAAGCAUAUGCCGACUAUUUGGUGCAAUACGUCAAAUUCUACGAGCAGGAAGGUAUCGAAGUCUCGUUGCUCGGUGCCUACAAUGAACCGGACUUCAACCCCGUCACUUACGCUUGUAUGGAGUCGGACGGUUACCAGGCAAAGGACUUUCUGGAGUUCUUGUAUCCGACAGCAAAGGCGGCAUUUCCUAACAUCAGUGUUGCGUGUUGUGAUGCGACUGGUGCCCGACAGGAGAGAAAUAUUUUGUAUGAACUGCAACAGGCUGGCGGAGCUGACCUGUUCGAUGUUGCCACAUGGCACAACUACCAGAGCAAUCCAGAAAGACCGUUCAACUCGAACGGAAAGCCAAAUUUGAUGACCGAGUGGGCUGAUGGUUCGGGACCAUGGAAUGCCAACUGGGAUGUAUCCGGACAACUCGCCGAGGGAUUCCAAUGGGCAAUGUACAUGCACAACGCCUUUGUCAACUCCGACACAUCGGGCUACACGCACUGGUGGUGCGCGCAGAACACGACCAACGACAAUGCGCUGAUUCGACUCAACCACGACAGCUACUUCGUAUCGGCGCGACUGUGGGCAUUUGCAUCAUAUUUCCGCUUCGCGCGCCCAGGCUCCGUGCGCAUCGGGGCGACGAGCAGCGCCGAAAACGUCUAUGUCAGUGCGUACGUCAACACGAACGGCACCGUGGCCAUCCCCGUCAUCAACGAGGCCCAUUUCCCCUACCAGCUGACCAUCAACCUGAGCGGCGUCAAUGCCUCGACGGCCACGGCGUAUCUGACCGACAACGAGCACAAUGUCACCAUGGUGGGACAGACGCAGAUUGGCGGCGCCGUGUUCGAGGCGACGAUAGAGCCGCGCGCCGUCAAGACGUUUUUCCUGAGCUAG
Fonsecaea nubica is the source of this 1413-nucleotide messenger RNA. RefSeq lists its product as hypothetical. The transcript has 4 exons. NCBI's taxonomy places the organism in Eukaryota, Fungi, Ascomycota, Eurotiomycetes, Chaetothyriales, Herpotrichiellaceae. Bases 1 to 1413 code for a protein of 470 amino acids. Gene Ontology annotation, biological process: sphingolipid metabolic process. The record is from RefSeq and is a predicted model, not a curated record. Gene Ontology annotation, molecular function: glucosylceramidase activity.